AUGGCGGUACAUAACUAUGGGAAGUAUGUCGCAGUGAGAACAUUUAAUUUCGAUCCAAAUGAUCCUGAAAAAUGCAAAUGCAUCUUAAACAAUUGGAUUCAAAAGAAAGAUGAAAAUAGUGACGAGAUAAUUUUUGGAUAUCCCGUGGAGAAUGGUUUGCACACCAUACUGCGAAUACUGAAGUCGGAACCCCUAGAUAAAUCAUGGCCUACGCGAUAUGGCGAAGUAAUAUUUGAUUCAGAUUGUCAAGAUAAAGUAUGGUAUUUCCUUAAACUCCAACAUCGUGAAGAGAGAGCCAGAGAGCAACAAGAGAUUGAGAAUGAAAAAGAUUCUAAAAAGUCAAACAUUCCUAAGAAAGGAACAAAAACCAAAACUUCUCUGUCAACUGCAAAUCGUCGUCGAGAUAAACAGAAACAAAUUAAUAAAAAGAAGAAAAUAAAACCCAAAUCAUCAAAAAAUGUUUUGAAAAAUAUUAAUUCAAAUUUAAGCAAUAUAUCGUCAUUGCCUUCCACGUCGAAGGCCAGUUCAAAUUCUCAGGAACUCAAAAAAAUACCAGAUGAAAAAGACAAUAAUAGGGAGACUAGAGAACAAAGUGAACAGGAGUGUGAUACUAGUGCACAAGAAACUGCAGCUACUGGUGAUACCAGUGGACAUGAAAGUGUAGUUAUUGCUGAUACUAGUAAACAAGAAGAAACUUUGAAAAUACAAGCAUUUCUAAUGGCAAACAAAAUGUUAACAUCAGUAAUACCGAAAUUCAUUCAAUCUGUACUGAUUUUUAUGAACAUUUGAAUGAGUCAUAUCAAAAAACGAUGUCACAUUUUGAUAAAAUCGCUGAUAAUUUAAAACAAAUAAUACUUGCUAAUGUAAAUAAAGCUAAGAAGAAACCUGCGAAAAUGACAAAGAAAAGACCAAAACGUAAGGUAGUUUUUGAAGAUAGAAAUAUAGAGACGCUGAGAUAUACAAAACUUGAACCAGGAAUCGUAGAACUUGUACCAAACUCUGGAGUGUAUGUGUCUGAAAAGAAACUUACUGAAUGCCAAAGUCGUGACGAUGUCGAUACGACUUGGAUUGCAAAAACCUUACUGAACUCAAUUUUUACUGAUAAAGCUAUAACGGAAUGUAAUUUUUGCCCGUCCUCGAACAAAAAUCCGACGGCGAAACCAGCUCUCGAUUGGCAUGCAAGAAAAGUCUUGUUGGACUAUACAAUACAAUAUGGUAAGACAAGGGGCUGGAGACCAAUAAGUCGGCAACGACUCACUGAAUGUUUAAACCGCAGACUUUCCUACUUACGUAGACAUUAUUAUUAUGAUAGUGAAGAGGAAUUGUGUAAGAGUGAUGAUAAUGCUACUUAA
Spodoptera littoralis (African cotton leafworm) is the source of this 1352-nucleotide messenger RNA. The record is from the annotation of a GenBank genome assembly. NCBI's taxonomy places the organism in Eukaryota, Metazoa, Arthropoda, Insecta, Lepidoptera, Noctuidae.